GGAAAUUUGAGGCGAAUCAUGCGUCUGCAGGAAACACCGGUCAGACUGCCUUUUGUCUGCAUAUGAUCCGCUUUUGGUUUAUAGCCUCUAAACACAUAAAAGCAGCAGAGGGGCAAAAACACACAGCAGCCUGAUAGGCGGGACUUCCUCCUGGCAUAACUCAGCUAGUCGGGCUGUUUAUCUCGUCGUGCAGCGCGGGGAUCGAGCCAGUGCAGGAUCUGAUAACAAGGCUGUUUCGUCAGACUGCACACUAUGCUCUGCUACUUGUUGCGAAGAGGCCGCAGUCCUCUGCUCUGCCUCUGGGCCCUGCUUCUGCCUCUGGCAUCCCUCGAUCGCCCAAGCCACCGUGGAAGUAGGGACUACCUCGUAACGGAGCGGCCCAAGCUGCUGCUCGUGUCCUUUGACGGCUUCCGUUGGGACUACAUUGACCGCGUUCCGACGCCUAACUUCCGCAGCAUCAUGGACACAGGGGUGAAAGUGGAGUUUGUGGAGAAUGCUUACAUCACCAAAACCUUCCCUAAUCAUUACAGCUUAGUGACGGGGCUGUAUGCUGAGACGCAUGGCAUUGUGGCUAAUGAGAUGUACGACCCUGUUCUGAACCGGUCCUUCUCCAUGGAGACGGACAGCGUUUAUGAUUCACGGUGGUGGGAGGAGGCCGUGCCCCUCUGGGUGACCAUCCAGAAAGCUGGAGGACGGAGCGGGGCGGCGAUGUGGCCCGGGUCUGAUGUCAAAAUCCACAACAUGUACCCUACCCAGUACCUCCCCUACAACGCCUCAGUCUCCUUCGAAACCAGAGUGGAACGGAUUAUUGAGUGGUUCUCUGCACCAGAAGCUGAGGCGGUGGAUUUUGGAGUUCUGUACUGGGAGGAGCCUGACGAGAGCGGGCACAACCUAGGACCUCAGAGUUCCUUAAUGGAUGUAGUCAUCGCGUGGAUUGAUGAGAAGCUCGGCUUCCUUAUAAACAAGCUAAAGAAGGCAGGGCUGUAUGACAGAGUGAACCUCAUAGUGACCAGUGACCAUGGGAUGGCUCAGCUUUCUCCUGAGAAGAUCAUAGAACUGGAUGAGUACGUGAGCAGAGACCUGUACACCUGGGUGGAUAAGAGUCCAGUGGUGGGAAUUCUGCCCAACGAAGGGAAACUCGACGAGGUGUAUAAUCUGCUGGUGGAUGCAAACCCGAACAUGGUGGUGUACAAGAAGGAGGAGAUUCCCCAGCACUACCAUUAUCAGCACAACACAAGGAUCAUGCCCAUCGUCAUAGAGGCCAAAGAAGGCUGGACCAUCAUGCAGAACAGGACCGGACCCUUCAUGCUGGGAAACCAUGGCUAUAACAACAGCUUGCGUAGCAUGCAGCCUGUGUUCGUGGCUCGUGGGCCGGCCUUCCGUGAGAACUACGUCAAAUCCUCCAUGCGCUCCGUUGACCUUUACCCUCUCAUGUGCCACAUCCUGUCCAUCCGCCCUAUGCCGAACAACGGCUCCCUCUCAAAUGUUCAGGACCUCCUGUCCAUAGAGCCCACUGUGACCACGCCAGUCCCACCUCACCCUCCCGUUCCCCCUCCGGGCACCGGGUACUCCUGCGCCCCCAUCGUGGGCUCGUUCCUCGGUGUGGUUUUGGUGCUGGGCUUCCUUGUGGUCUACGUCAUACUAGUGACACUCAAACAGCGGCCCUCGAGAAAACACAGGAGCUGGGAGAUGUCGCAGCCUUUACUGCAAGAGGAUUUGCACCUGUAGCUUGAGAGCGGAAAGAAAGGCAGACGUAAAAGAAGAGGAGGUAUUCCUCCUCCCGAGGUACUCCCACAUCCAGAAGCAUCCCCUGAACGCCUCCCUUACAGCACUAAAUGCCGUUGUGCUGCUCUUGUUAUUCACUGAAGAUCAAGGAAAUGUACCCUCCCACUCGUGCGUAGGGGUACGUCUGGUGUAAGGGAAACGUCCUGGGCGUGCUUCUGGUUUGGGUUUAUUCAGAAUAAUGGGUUUCUUAGUGGCUUUGCUUUGAUUGUGAAUUCUACCUAAUAGCGUCUAACAUUUUCAUUGUCACUUUAUGAGUAAAGAUACAAAAGUAUACGUGAAGUUUGAGCCUGUGAUUGUAAAAGGGUGAGCUUUUGGUGGCCAAGCCUGUGACACGGAUGAUAUCGAGGUAUCAGUAAAGCUGUCCUUUUCCAAGGUGGGGUGUAAAAACCUUGUAAUGGUGCGUACCUUCAGACAAUCUUACCUUGAUGGAAUUUAUAAUGUUACACUCAUUAGCUCGUUGGGAAGCUGUGCCAUGAGCACAGAAGGUCAAACGAGUAACUUUUUGGAAAGCCUACUGACACCUUUUCCCAUCCUGACAGUGAGUCGUCUUCAGUCCGUUUGCUUUGACAUUUUCAAAUCUAUGCAAAACAGAUUUGUAUGUCAUAAAGUGAAAAAAGUGAGUUUUUUUUCGCCACCACCUGUUCUUCUUGUGGUCUGAGCACUGAAUAAGAUGUUACUUUGAACUACAAAUGCUGUGAUUAAUCUAAAGUAUUCCAAACUGUUCGUUUUAAGCACUCGACUGUGGUCAGUGUUACUUCUGAAUGUUAACUGGAACCACUAAAGUCUCACUCUUCGUGCCAAGCUACUGCUCAUACGUGUAGGUCAUUCCAUGAGCUAAUCACUUCAGUAGUCAGUUACCAUUUGCCUUUGAACUUAACCGAGAACAUCUCUCGAACGUGUGCAGUUGUUUGUGCGUCUUUCCUUUUUUUGUGUGUGUCAGGAGGGCUUUUUUUUUUUGAUUGUGUAGUGCCCUUCCAAUCAUAUGUCCGCUGUCAUUACCAUGGUCAUUUGUUGGUGAAAUGUGAAGUGCAAUUGCUAUUGGUCAGUAUUUGUGUUAGGAGUUUUAAGGGUUCUGUUUGGUUGAGAAGACUAUUUCGAGCAUGACUCGCGAGAGCUGUUCCCGUAAUUUGCACUACAGGAUUGAAAUGAAACUGAACGAAGGGGCAGUAGCUGGAAGCGCUUAGGUCAUGUAUAAUUUGCACUUCUAGUUUGUAGUUGCUGUUUGAAAUGACGAAAAAAGAUAGGUGCCUCUUGCUUAAAAGCUUUUUAAGUAGCAUAAUCGGAGAGAGAGGUAGAAGACUAGAAUUAUAAUCUGCAGAUUAAAUACUAUCUUUUUUUUCCAGCGUCUUUUAAGAAAGAAUUGGUUCAAUUUCAAUUUUCUCCUUUUUGCUUUUCGAUGCACUGACUUUACCCGUGCCCGAAAAUGACAGACAUCACUGUGAUAUAUACUUUUUACAAAAUUUAAAUUCAUAAAUUGAGAGCAUUUAUAUGAAAUUGUUCAUUUUCUGAGAAUUGUAUUGUUUUAUGACGGAAAAGUGUUGUCUGAUAAUUUUCCCCUAACUUGUUGACAGAGAAGUGAAAUGUAUCCGUGCUAUAUUCCAAAAAACGAUUUAUUUGAAGUUUUUAAGAAAAGAAAGAAUAUUAGAUGAAGCUGAUCUCAGUUUGUUACUACCUUGGAUUAAAAUCGUGGAUAUUUAAUAUCAUUUACAAAUUAACUAUCUUUGCCAUAUUGAAGCAAAUAAUGAGUCUUCUGGAAAUAAAGGGACUAAUGUGAAAA
This is a messenger RNA of Neolamprologus brichardi, 3562 nucleotides long. RefSeq names its product ectonucleotide pyrophosphatase/phosphodiesterase 5 (gene enpp5). NCBI's taxonomy places the organism in Eukaryota, Metazoa, Chordata, Actinopteri, Cichliformes, Cichlidae. The record is from RefSeq and is a predicted model, not a curated record.